Messenger RNA from Oryza brachyantha (malo sina), 1310 nucleotides. RefSeq names its product CAX-interacting protein 4. Bases 221 to 994 code for a protein of 257 amino acids. NCBI's taxonomy places the organism in Eukaryota, Viridiplantae, Streptophyta, Magnoliopsida, Poales, Poaceae. The record is from RefSeq and is a predicted model, not a curated record. The transcript is spliced from 3 exons.
CCCGCGUGCCGCCUCCUCCCUCCGCCAUCUCCUCUACGCGGCGGCGCCGGAUCCUCUCCUCUCCUUGCGCGGCGUCCCCCAUCUCCGUCGUAACCUGCGGGCUCGGUAAAAGGGAAGACGAAGAUCUUCUCUUGAAAUUUGGAGACUCCGGACGACAAGAUGCACCUCCUUGCAUCAUUUCAUGGCCCACAGGUUUUAAGUCUUUAUCUGAUCUGUUGGGAUGGAUUCCAAGAAGUUCCUCCAGCUGCUCGAAGAGAAGAAGAAGAGAAUCCUUGAGAAAAAAGAAGCCCCACUGAAAUGGGAACAAAAGCUGGAAGCAGCAGCGAAAGCAAAGGCUGAUGCAGAAGCAAAGGAAAAGAAGCUUAAGUCAAGAAAGCACAAAAGAAGAGAUCAUUCUUUGUCAGACUCCGAAAGUGACUACAGUGAUGUCGAUCGGAAGCAUAGGAAGAGGAAAGACCGCAAAAGACACAGGAAACAUGGUCAUUCUGACUCUGAUGAGGCCAAGAGGCGCAAGCGCAGAUCAAAGAGGAUGAGCUCAGGCUCAAGUGAGGAUAGUGAUAGUGAUGAAUAUGAUAGUGAAUCUGAAGAAAGUCGAAGGAAGAGGCGCUCACACAGGAGAAGACAUCACCGACAUUCAUCUAGGUCUGACUCUGAUGCUUCAGACUAUAGCAGUGAUGAUGAAGAGAGGAGAUCUACCAAGAAGGACCAUUCCAUGAGACGCAAGCGCCACCACCACCGAUCAUCUGGUGAUGAGGAUGCACCAUCAGAUUCCAACAACCAUAAGCACCGCAGGAGUCGCUCACUGGAGGAGUCAUCAGAUGAUGGAGCUGCUGGUGAGUAUGACAAGGCAAGAAAUGGUAAAAGCUCUCACAAGAGUGGACACCGUCACCGGCACCACCAUCACCAUCAUGAUCGCCGUGGCAACUCUUCUGAACCUAAUGACAAGAAACGGCAUGAUGGCCACAAAACACUUGAAGAUGGCAACGCUGAUUGAAGUCCAGUACACCAGUGCCACUGGUUGAAUUGGUUUUGGGGGCGCAGAAAGAAAAAUAAGUCUUACGCAAUGCCACUGUUUUUAAUCUUAAGUGUUGCUGACGCUGUACUGAUACAUUUUGGCCGAUUAGGUGAUCAUGACAUUUAUUGGCUUCGUCGUUUCUUUUCACAUAUGAGACUAUGUUGGCUAAUGUGAGUUAUAUUGACUGCUUAAAAUGAGAACAAAGAUGCCUUCUCUGCUUAGUAUUGCUUCAAUCGUUUAAUGUUUUUGCAUUGUGAUGCUGAAUUGUUUGGAAAUCAAAAACCGAGACGACGUU